Molecule: messenger RNA, 858 nt
Organism: Eruca vesicaria subsp. sativa (arugula)
Lineage: Eukaryota; Viridiplantae; Streptophyta; Magnoliopsida; Brassicales; Brassicaceae
Source: the annotation of a GenBank genome assembly
CGAUAUUCUCUCUUACGUAAACAGCUAAAGAAACCUAUCUACAUAGUAAUCUCUCUCUCUUCUUAAAGAAACAAUGGCAGAAACAGCAGCAUCAUCGCCAUUGAAACGCCAAAGAGAAGAACAUGAACAAGAAACCAAGCUCCAAGAAGAUACAAAAAGACAAAAGCCUUCGUCAUCUUCUACCUCGUAUAAUCAAGUUCACUGUCUCUUAGACGAUGAGGAAGCAGAAAAUGAUUUGACUUCCCUAAUCAGCACACUUCAGCAAGAAAUCUCUAGGGACGAUACAAACGCUGCCGUUUUUGAGAACCCUGCUCUCUCUUCUUUAUCUUGCUCCUCCUCCUCGUCUUCGUGCGUUUCGAAGGAAGAAGAGUACGAAAGUGACAAGGAGAAAGUGAUGAAGCAUCUUCUUGAAGCUUCCGACGACGAACUCGGGAUACCUAGCACUGAAACUGGCGGGAGUAAUUAUGAGAUGAUUAACAAUGAGACUAAUCAGGAUUAUGUUAAUGAGUUUAGUUUAUUAGAUGGGUUUUGUGAUGGGCUUUGGGAGCUAGAGGAUGAAGCUGCUAACUAUUACACGUUAUUGCAAUCAGAACUGUUCAUGUAGAAGUUCACAAGGGUAGAAUAGGGAAACAAGAGGAUGGGUAGAAGGGGAAAUUUAAAAGACCAAAUAUGAUGAUCAAGAAAAUAUAAUUGAAUAUUUUCUUAAUGGAAGUUUAUUGUUUUUUUUUCCCAUGCGGAUUUGACAUUUUAUAUUUCUUUCUUUAAUUAGUUUAUUAAUUUCUAGUGGGGCUAAUGAUAAAGAUAGUAUUUUGUUGUUUUAUCUUUACUUUUUUGUUAAGUUAUAAAAAGACAAACCCU